Molecule: messenger RNA, 1446 nt
Organism: Tupaia belangeri chinensis (Chinese tree shrew)
Lineage: Eukaryota; Metazoa; Chordata; Mammalia; Scandentia; Tupaiidae
Gene: SLC66A1
Product: solute carrier family 66 member 1
Exons: 8
Coding region: 171-1046 (291 amino acids)
Cellular component (GO): lysosomal membrane
Molecular function (GO): L-lysine transmembrane transporter activity
Source: RefSeq, a predicted model, not a curated record
CACGCGGCUCCGGGGGCGGGACGGCGGCGCUGGUCAGCUGACCCAGCGAGCACUGAACCCAGAAGCCGGCUCUAGCGGCGGAUCUUGAGCUGAACCCUUGCCUGCCUCAAUACGCCAGCGCCCUCCCUCCCACGCGGCCCUGCUGGGCGGGGCGUCCUCUCUCUGCAGCCAUGGUCUGGAAGCAACUGGGCUCCGGCAACUUCUCCAGCUGCCCCAAUGGCUCCCGCCAGUGGAUAUGGGAUGUGUUUGGUGAAUGUGCCCAGGAUGGCUGGGAUGAGGCCAGCGUGGGCCUGGGCUUGAUCUCCAUCCUCUGUUUUGCUGCUUCCACCUUCCCCCAGUACAUCAAGGCCUGCAAGACGGGCAACAUGGACCAGGCCCUGUCCCUGUGGUUCCUUCUGGGCUGGAUUGGAGGAGACUCCUGCAACCUCAUCGGCUCCUUCCUUGCUGACCAGCUGCCCCUGCAGACCUACACGGCUGUGUAUUACGUCCUGGCGGACCUGCUGAUGCUGUCGUUGUACUUCCACUACAAGUUCAAGAGACGCCCCUCGCUGUUGUCUGCCCCCAUCAAUACUGCGCUCUUGUUCGUCCUGGGGACGGCGUGUGCCAUGCCCCUGCUGCGCAGCGCUGACCCCGGGGCUGUACCGAGGGAGGUCUUCCGGGGACGGACGCUCCUAUCUGUGCAGCCGGGCAGCAAGCCCUUCACUCGGCAGGAGAUCAUUGGCUUCGUCAUCGGCUCCGUCUCCAGCGUGCUGUACCUGCUGUCCCGGCUACCUCAGAUCCGCACCAACUUCCUCAGGAAGUCAACCCAGGGGGUCUCUUACUCACUGUUCGGGUUGGUGAUGCUGGGGAACACGCUGUACGGGCUGAGUGUGCUGCUCAAGAACCCCGAAGUGGGCCAGAGCGAGGGCAGCUACCUGCUACACCACCUGCCCUGGCUCGUGGGCAGCCUGGGCGUGCUGCUGCUGGACACCAUUAUCUCCAUCCAGUUCCUGGUGUACAGGAACAACACCUCCUCCCCGGAGCAUGAACCCCUUCUUCCCAGCUGACCAGUGCCAGGACACACCAGGAUGACAGUGACCUCCAGAGGCCACAUGCAGGAGGGACAGGCAUGAGCAGUGAUGGUGCUCCUGCCCCUGCACUGGGCCAUGGAGGAAGCCUAGGGGAGUCCUUGAACCCUGGGCCCAGCUGCCUCCAAAUCCUCCGUGCAGGCCCACCCUGGAGCAUAUCUCCCGAGGUGGAAGGCAGCUGUCCCUGGGAGCCUCAAGGGAGGGGUUGCAUGGCUGCCCCUCCAACCCACCUACCUCAUUCUGCCUGCUCACCCCCCCCCGGGUGGGGUCACAGCUGCAGCCUGGUGGACCCAGGACUGUCUUGUUGACUCCAACUCCGGACGUGCCAUCCGGAUGGAGGGUGCAUAUAGAGGACCUAGUAAACGGUACUUCUCAGCGA